Cajanus cajan (pigeon pea) is the source of this 1273-nucleotide messenger RNA. RefSeq names its product strigolactones hydrolase CXE15. The record is from RefSeq and is a predicted model, not a curated record. NCBI's taxonomy places the organism in Eukaryota, Viridiplantae, Streptophyta, Magnoliopsida, Fabales, Fabaceae. Gene Ontology annotation, molecular function: hydrolase activity.
UCACUACUCAAUGUCAUUCGGCAACACUUUCUAAGUUUUAACUCUACUAUCUUAAAUUUCAUCAUAGAGAUAUGGUCCAAGAAAAGAAACUAGUGGAUGAGGUCUCCGGUUGGCUCAAAAUCUACGACGACGGUUCAGUGAACCGGACAUGGUCCGGCCCGGACCAAUUCAAGUUCAUGGCCGAACCGGUACCUCCUCACGAACAAUUCGUGGACGGAGUCGCCACCCGUGACGUCAUAGCUCACGAUGGCUCCGGCCACCGUGUCCGCCUUUACCUGCCGGAGAAGGCCCCGAAAGACAACCAAAAGCUGCCAAUUCUCCUCCAUUUCCACGGCGGCGGCUUUUGCAUCAGUGAACCGGACUGGUUCAUGUACUAUAAUGUCUACACCCGGUUCGCCCGGUCCACCCGGUCCAUUGUUGUGUCUCCAUUUCUCCGCCGUAGCCCGGAGCACCGCCUCCCUGCCGCCAUCGAUGACGCCUUCGAGACCCUCUUGUGGCUUCAGUCCGUGGCCCGGUCCGGUUCACGCGAACCGUGGCUCGAGCAACACGCGGACUUCGACCGGGUUUUCCUCAUAGGAGACAGCUCGGGCGGGAAUGUGGUGCAUGAGGUGGCUGCGCGGGCCGGUUCGGUUGACAUGAGCCCGGUUCGGGUCGCGGGAGCAAUCCCGGUUCACCCCGGUUAUGUUCGGUCGAACCGGAGCCGGUCCGAGAUGGAGAUGCCGCAGACGCCGUUUUUAACGUUGGACAUGCUGGACAAAUUUUUAACAUUGGCGCUGCCGGUCGGGGCCACCAAGGACCACCCCAUAACAUGCCCGAUGGGUGCGGCGGCGCCGCCACUGGAAGGGCUGAAACUUCCGCCGGUGCUGAUGUGCGUGGCGGAGAUGGACUUGAUCAGGGACACGGAGAUGGAGUACUAUGAGGCAUUGAAGAAGGCCAACAAAGAUGUGGAACUUUUUGUUAGCAUUGGGAUGACACAUAGUUUUUAUCUCAAUAAGAUUGCUGUUGAUUUGGAUCCCAACGUUGGUGCCCAAACUGAGGCUCUCAUUUGCAAGGUCAAGGACUUCAUUGAGAAGCACUGAAUGGGUUCAUGUUUUCGUACCUAGUUAUUAUUCUGUGGAAUCGAUCUUAGUUGCAUGUUCAUCAAACUAGAGCUUGGUUUUCUUUGUCCUACGUUCAAUGGGUUGUUUAAAAUGUUAUUAGAACAACACAUUUUAUGAUUAAAAUAAAAUAUAAUGAAUAACAUGAAUGAGACAAUUAGAGCCAUAUAAAUUUA